Molecule: messenger RNA, 973 nt
Organism: Penaeus vannamei (Pacific white shrimp)
Lineage: Eukaryota; Metazoa; Arthropoda; Malacostraca; Decapoda; Penaeidae
Source: RefSeq, a predicted model, not a curated record
UAACCCUUUCUUCCUGUGGGUCUGAGUCGACGGUGCUGCCUGACGUAUGUUCUUCAAGCCGCCCGCGAGUCGCAGUCGGCUUCCAAAUCUCGCCGACGUAACACAUAAGGAGUCGUUCUUAUCCUUUCUUGUCACAGGCAGCAUGAUGUUGUCAAGAAGUGGGGCCCUAGCAGUUCGCAGCUCUUGGCUGGUGCAGCAGACAGCUGCUCUUUCGACAUCAUCAGUUAGAAACAAGAGCUAUGAGUUAGUGGUGGUAGGGGGAGGUGCCGGAGGAUGUGCUACAGCGGCUAAAUUUUCCUCUAAGCUUGGCAAGGGCAAGGUGGCAGUGAUAGAACCAGCAGAUAUGCACUACUAUCAGCCAAUGUGGACUCUUGUUGGGGGAGGUAUGAAGACGCUGGAGAAUUCAGGGAAGCCCAUGAGCCAAGUUCUCCCGAAAAAAGCUGACUGGAUUAAGCAGCGUGUUGUCAGCUUCGAUCCAGCUAACAAUAAAGUGAUGACUGAUGAUGGACAAGAAAUAAAUUACCAAUACCUCGUGGUGGCCCUUGGAUUGCAGCUGAAUUUCAGCAAGAUCAAGGGUCUGCCAGAGGCCUUCGAGACACCUGGCGUCGGCUCAAACUACUCGCCGCUUUAUGUGAACAACACCUUCGAGAGUCUUAAGAACUUCAAGCAAGGCAAUGCUAUCUUUACAUUCCCAGCCACUCCUAUCAAGUGUGCAGGAGCUCCCCAGAAGAUCAUGUAUAUUGCCGAUGAGUACUUGCGCAAGAACGGCAAAAGAGACAAGGCUAACAUUAUUUUCAACACCUCCUUAGGAGUGAUCUUUGGUGUGAAGAAAUAUGCUGAAGUUCUGUGGGAGGUUGUGAAAGAGAGAAACCUGACGGUAAACCUUCGUCACAAUUUGAUCGAAGUUAAACCUGACUCAAGGGAAGCCGUCUUCCAGAAUCUUGACAAUCCUGAAGAAUUUAAGACUUUUGAG